This is a messenger RNA of Orbicella faveolata, 919 nucleotides long. Its product is annotated as atrial natriuretic peptide receptor 1-like. Gene Ontology annotation, cellular component: plasma membrane. The record is from RefSeq and is a predicted model, not a curated record. NCBI's taxonomy places the organism in Eukaryota, Metazoa, Cnidaria, Anthozoa, Scleractinia, Merulinidae. Gene Ontology annotation, biological process: cGMP biosynthetic process; protein phosphorylation; receptor guanylyl cyclase signaling pathway. Gene Ontology annotation, molecular function: ATP binding; peptide receptor activity; protein kinase activity.
AAGGCUGGUUCCACUGUACUUUGACAAAUGUUCGUGGUACAAGAAAGAAGCACUUCUUGUUAAGCUAGCUAAGCAUUUUUUAUGAUGAAUAUUUUUAGUUUUUAACCUUUUUACAAGAUUGUGUUUUUUUCCUGUCGCAGGUGGAGACAAUCGGUGAUUGUUUACUUGUAGUGUCAGGGUUACCAGUCAGGAAUGGUAAUCGUCACGCGGGGGAGAUCGCAGACAUGGCGUUUGACAUACUCAGUCUCAUGACUCACUUCAAGAUCAGACACAGACCCCGGAUGAAGCUACAGCUCAGGGUUGGAUUGCACAGCGGCUCCUGUGUGGCGGGUGUGGUCGGAAUCCACAUGCCUCGUUUCUGCUUAUUUGGCGACACAGUGAACGUGGCAUCGAGAGUAGAGACCACUGGCCAAGCUCUCAAGAUUCACGUGAGUGAAGACUGUUACAGGAUCUUGAAGGAAAUUGGUGGAUACACAUUCCUCAAGAGGGGCGAAGUUUACCUCAAGGUAAUUUGAAUUACUGUAUGACUGACUUUGCAAUGGAAGGCCAGCAACCUUCGGUUUACUUUCAGUGGCAUUACUUGCAAAACAUUUUGGACGAUUUUAAUUUCGGACAAAAACAAUUUCCGAAAACAAAACCGUGCCAAAUUUUCAAGCGUAUAAAAUUUUGAGCGUCCAAGAUAUUUACAGAACAGUAUAGAACUUUGAAAAAGCUUGAAAGCUCUUAGUUUCUUUUAUGCCAGGCUUUAUGCAGCGAACUCUAGUUGAGAAACUGUUUGAGUUAUGUAACGACUUGAUAGAAUUUGGGUUAUUUUCUCGUCAUUGGAGUAAAGCUGUCAUUUUCAGAGCUGUUGUGUCAGUUUAAUUCGUGUUUUGCAGGCGUGAAUUUACUUUAGCUAUGUUUCAGCUUAGUGUCCGAA